Molecule: messenger RNA, 327 nt
Organism: Soboliphyme baturini
Lineage: Eukaryota; Metazoa; Nematoda; Enoplea; Dioctophymatida; Soboliphymatidae
Source: the annotation of a GenBank genome assembly
AUGGAUUCACAGUUGCAGCUCACGGAACUACCUACGUGUUUUUGGCGGCCACUGGCGAUCGCACUGAAAAGCAUCUUCAGCAAUCGAUUCCCGGUUAAACUUGGACAUGAUGAUUGCAAGGCGAAGAACCGCAUUUCACGACUUUCAAAUGGGAGUGAAAUAAGAAAGUGCUAUCGCUGCAGAUGGAAAAGGGGUAUUCGAUUGAAGAAGCGUCUGAACGAAGCUAUUGUCGUUGUUACGUUCACAGACCUGUCGAACAUUGUGCGUUUCCUGAAUGCCGGUGAAACUCAUCAUCGCCUAGAUGCUCCGUUGACUGUGGGCGAAUAA